CCCGCCGAUCCCGCGCAUGUCGUACAAGCGCUUGUGCAUACGCUGUUGGACGUGUUUGAUGCGACAAGAGAUUUGUACAACACUCUGAAAAAUAAGGAAAAAAGAGAUUUGGAGAACAGCCUUAGGUCGAGAGGAUAUCCUGAUUCGCGGAAGAUCGAAUAUGUCGAUGAGACUGCCAGCGACGAGGGCAUCGUGCUCGACAAGGCCGCCGUUAGGAAGCAGUUUGAGAUCGGACUUAGCGAUGUUGGCGACCUAUUUGCCAUUGGCGAUGUCGUCUCACAGACAGCGCUGCAGUCGCAGAUAAUCACCUUGCAAUCAGUCAUAAUCACAACGUUUCUAUACGGCCCUACUUCCCCAGACCCGAUAUCACGCCAACUCCGUAAUAUUUCGGACGCUUCUAGAGCAGCAGGUAUCGCUUCUGUCGACAUUUUGGCCGACCAGCGUCAACGACAGCUUGCUCUUCGACCAAUCGACCGAUCCCCUCCGGCGGCUAGGGCUUCAGCACAGCAUGCGCCUCCUUACCUGUCAAUUCCACCCCCAUUCUCAACCGCCGCAUCUUCGACAGAGCUUAACAGAUCACGACUUGAGUCCAAGAAUACCGCUAAAACUGCUACUGUAACGGUAGUUGAAAGACCAAAGACAAAGAGAACCGACACGGAAUCUACCACCUUCUCCAGCAUCUCAUCCUCAGGCGCAAAAUCCGUCCCGCAGGCUUCCUACUGCCGUUACGCUGUUGAUCUGCAGAAGGACGCAACUCGGCCCUUGGCUUCAAGCAUAACCGAUGCCAUCGAGCCAUAUUGUCCACACUGCCGACGCAUACUGAAUCUCGAACCCGGAAAAUCCUGGGAAAUCUUCAAGAGCGAUGAUGGGUUGGAGCGCCUCUACCGCAUGCAAAACAGGUUCGUGGUAAAAUGCCACCGCAACAGCGUCGAUGGCGGCUAUUGCUGCGUGCUUUGCUCGAAACGCGGCAAUGUGGACACUAUAUGCGGAGAUGUCAAGGCGCUAGUUCGACAUGUGUGGAUGGAUCACGAGGUCUCUGAGUUGGAUGCUGAGGGCGAUAUCGUAGAAGUGGUGGAAGAUGUGAGAAGGAGAAGGGAUAGUUUGAUGAGUUUCACUGAGGCAAGGGGAAGUAUUGAGAGGAGAAGUACGAGUGUGGGACAUGGGACGCGGAAGAGUUGGGGGCGGCCGGAUGUAUUCGAUGAGAGGGGUGAAAGUGUAAGGAUUUGGUGUGCGAGGGAUGGACGAUGA
Messenger RNA from Westerdykella ornata, 1248 nucleotides. RefSeq lists its product as uncharacterized. The transcript is spliced from 2 exons. The annotation marks the transcript as partial. NCBI's taxonomy places the organism in Eukaryota, Fungi, Ascomycota, Dothideomycetes, Pleosporales, Sporormiaceae. The record is from RefSeq and is a predicted model, not a curated record.